AUGGCCUCGAUCUUCCGGAGCGAGGAGAUGAACCUGAUGCAGCUCUUCCUGCAAGUGGAGGCUGCCUACUGCUGCGUGGCCGAGCUCGGCGAGCUGGGUCUAGUCCAGUUCAGAGAUCUGAAUGUGAAUGUCAACAGCUUCCAGAGAAAGUUUGUGAAUGAAGUGAGAAGGUGUGAAUCCUUGGAGAGGAUCAUACGUUUUCUGGAAAAUCAUAUGGGAGACAGUGUUGAAAUGGUCAAACUAGAAAAGUACCCAGAGACCCCUCUGCCUCGGGAAAUGAUUGAUAUGGAGACGGUGCUGAAGAAACUUGAAGCCGAGCUCCUGGAAGCCAACCAGAACCAGCAAACACUGAAGCAGAACUUCUUCGAGCUGAUGGAGCUGAAACAUCUGCUGAAAAAAACUCAGGACUUUUUUGAGGCAGAAACCAAUCUGCCAGAUGAUUUCUUCAGUGAAGACACAUCUGGACUGCUGGAGCUGAAAAGCACUCCUGCUACAGGUGCCAAGCUGGGAUUCACAGCAGGGGUAAUAAAGAGGGAAAGGAUGAUACAUUUUGAGCGUGUACUGUGGCGAGCCUGCAGGGGAAAUAUCUACCUGAGGUACACCGAAAUGGAUACCCUCCUGGAAGACCCUGUGAAAAGAGAAGAGGUGAAGAAGAACGUGUUCAUUAUCUUCUAUCAAGGAGAGCAGCUUAAGCAAAAAAUCAAGAAGAUUUGUGAUGGAUUUCAUGCCACAGUCUAUCCCUGUCCGGAGUCUGUCACCGAGCGCCGAGAAAUGCUUGAUGGGGUCAACACAAGGAUCGAGGAUUUAAACACAGUGAUAGCCCAAACUGAGUCCCAUCGCCAGCAACUGCUGCAUGAGGCAGCAGAAAAUUUGUGGUCCUGGAGGAUCAAGGUGAAGAAAAUCAAGGCCAUCUACCACAUCUUGAAUUGCUGUAACAUUGACGUCACCCGGCAGUGCGUCAUUGCAGAGAUCUGGUUCCCAGUGGCUGAUGCUAGCCGGAUAAAAAGAGCUCUUCAGCAGGGAAUGGAGCGCAGUGGCUCUACUAUUGCUCCUAUCCUUACUGCUAUACAUACCAGGAUGGCACCACCUACCUUCAACAGGACCAAUAAGUUCACAGCAGGAUUUCAGGACAUUGUGGAUGCAUAUGGUGUGGGCAACUACAAAGAAAUUAACCCAGCUCCAUACACUAUCAUUACCUUCCCCUUCUUGUUUGCGGUGAUGUUUGGGGAUUGUGGCCAUGGCGCUAUCAUGCUGGGCUUUGCACUCUGGAUGGUCAUUAAUGAAAAGAGCCUUCUGGCCCAGAAAAGCGCUAAUGAGAUCUGGAACACCUUUUUUAAUGGGCGCUACCUGAUCCUGCUCAUGGGCAUAUUCUCCAUAUACACUGGCUUCAUCUACAAUGAAUGCUUCUCCAAAUCGUUCAACAUCUUUGGCUCUUCCUGGCAUAUCAUCCCCAUGUUUAAAAAUAACACUUGGAACAAGGAUGUGCUUCUGGGCAAUCUGGUGCUGCAGCUGGAUCCGGCAGUCCCAGGAGUCUACUCUGGAAAUCCAUAUCCAUUUGGAAUAGAUCCGAUCUGGAGUCUUGCAUCAAACAAGCUGACUUUCCUGAACUCCUACAAAAUGAAGAUGUCGGUUGUCGUAGGGAUAGUGCACAUGAUUUUUGGGGUGAUACUCAGUCUCUUCAAUCACAUCUACUUCAAGAAACACAUAAACAUUAUCCUUCAGUUCAUUCCAGAGAUGAUUUUUAUUGUCUCUCUUUUUGGCUACCUAGUCUUCAUGAUUAUUUUCAAAUGGUGCCAUUUUGAUGUCUACUCAUCCCAGAGUGCACCAAGCAUCCUCAUCCACUUCAUCAAUAUGUUUCUGUUCAACUACAGUGAGACUUCAAAUGCUCAAUUAUAUCUGCAUCAGAAAGAAGUGCAGAGCUUCUUGGUCAUACUUGCUCUGAUUGCUGUUCCUUGGAUGCUGCUAAUUAAGCCUUUCAUCCUCCGAGCCAACCACCAGAAAGCACAGCGCAUGAUGCGGUCUCAAGCUGUCUCAGGAAAACCUGGAGGUGAAAAUGAGAUAGAUGUCCCAGAGACUAAUAAUUCCAAGAAAGCUUCCCAGGGAGACCACAGUGGUGGCCAUGGAGGACAUGAAGAUGGUGAUGAAGAGUUCAAUUUUGGAGACAUAUUUGUCCACCAAGCUAUCCAUACCAUUGAAUACUGCCUCGGCUGCAUCUCCAACACAGCAUCCUACUUGCGGCUCUGGGCACUGAGCUUAGCCCAUGCACAACUGUCAGAGGUCCUUUGGACCAUGGUGAUGCACAGCGGGUUAAGCAACAGCAGCUGGGCUGGCUUUGUCAUCAUCUUCAUCAUCUUUGCGGCAUUUGCAGUGCUGACGGUGGCCAUCCUGCUGGUCAUGGAGGGGCUCUCAGCCUUUCUGCAUGCCUUGCGUCUGCACUGGGUGGAGUUCCAAAACAAGUUCUACAUGGGAGCUGGGUACAAAUUUUCUCCAUUCUCCUUCAAGCACAUCAUCAGUGGCACCGCAGAAGAGUGA
Molecule: messenger RNA, 2532 nt
Organism: Nestor notabilis (Kea)
Lineage: Eukaryota; Metazoa; Chordata; Aves; Psittaciformes; Psittacidae
Gene: ATP6V0A4
Product: ATPase, H+ transporting, lysosomal V0 subunit a4
Exons: 20
Coding region: 1-2532 (843 amino acids)
Biological process (GO): vacuolar acidification; proton transmembrane transport
Cellular component (GO): vacuolar proton-transporting V-type ATPase complex; vacuolar proton-transporting V-type ATPase, V0 domain; plasma membrane
Molecular function (GO): proton-transporting ATPase activity, rotational mechanism; ATPase binding
Source: RefSeq, a predicted model, not a curated record